CGGGUCGAAGGGCUUGCUUCCGGAGAGCGGGAAGGCUAAAAUGCGGUAGCUAAACUGGAGCCAGCGUUGGUUCUGUGUGGAAAAGGCUUUAGCCAUGGACAGGAGUGGCUUUGGAGAUAUAUCAUCCCCUGUAAUCCGGGAGGCGGAGGUGACACGGACUGCACGGAAACAGAGUGCUCAAAAAAGAGUUUUAAUUCAAGCAUCUCAAGAUGAAAAUUUUGGUAAUACUACACCAAGAAACCAGGUUAUCCCUCGAACUCCUAGCUCAUUUCGACAGCCUUUUUCUUUCUACCAACCUUUUGUUUAUAGUUACCCCAACAAGCCGAAGCUUACUAAGGCAGCCAGAUAUUUCCUGCAUUCUUGGAACAGGAGGGAGGUCUCCCCGACUUACACAGUCUUCAGGGUUCUUUGGAAAUCUCUCCAUGGUUACUAAUCUGGAUGACAGUAACUGGGCAGCUGCAUUUUCAUCACAGCGUUCCGGGCUCUUCACAAACACAGAGCCCCACAGUAUAACAGAAGAUGUAACUAUCAGUGCUGUUAUGUUACGUGAGGAUGAUCCUGGAGAAGCUGCAUCCAUGAGUAUGUUUUCUGAUUUCCUGCAGUCUUUUCUGAAGCACUCUUCGAGUACAGUUUUUGAUCUUGUGGAAGAGUAUGAAAACAUCUGUGGUAGUCAGGUGAAUAUACUGAGUAAAAUAGUGAGUCGAGCAACACCUGGACUUCAAAAAUUUUCAAAAACAGCCAGUAUGCUCUGGCUUCUUCAACAGGAGAUGGUCACGUGGAGGCUGCUGGCUUCUUUGUAUAGAGACAGAAUACAGUCUGCAUUAGAAGAGGAAAGUGUAUUUGCAGUUACUGCUCUUAAUGCCAGUGAAAAAACAGUCGUGGAAGUGUUAUUUCAGAGGGAUUCACUUGUUCGACAAAGUCAGCUGGUGGUAGAUUGGUUAGAGAGUAUUGCCAAAGAUGAAAUUGGAGAAUUUUCUGAUAAUAUUGAGUUUUAUGCAAAAUCAGUAUAUUGGGAAAAUACUCUACAUACCUUAAAACAACGGCAGCUGACGUCUUAUGUUGGAAGUGUUCGUCCGCUUGUCACUGAAUUGGACCCUGAUGCUCCCAUAAGACAGAAAAUGCCCCUUGAUGAUCUGGAUAGAGAAGAUGAAGUUAGAUUACUCAAAUAUCUCUUCACUCUAAUCCGUGCUGGAAUGACAGAAGAGGCACAACGACUCUGUAAACGCUGUGGUCAAGCAUGGAGAGCUGCAACACUUGAGGGCUGGAAGCUGUACCAUGACCCUAAUGUUAAUGGAGGAACAGAAUUAGAACCUGUUGAAGGGAAUCCAUAUAGACGCAUUUGGAAAAUAAGUUGCUGGAGAAUGGCAGAAGAUGAGCUUUUUAAUAGAUACGAGAGAGCAAUUUAUGCAGCUUUAAGUGGGAAUCUUAAGCAGCUGCUUCCUGUCUGUGACACCUGGGAAGACACAGUUUGGGCCUACUUCCGGGUGAUGGUGGACAGUCUGGUAGAACAGGAGAUCCAGACAUCAGUAGCAACUCUGGAUGAAACUGAAGAACUCCCUAGAGAAUAUCUGGAAGCAAACUGGACCUUAGAAAAGGUUUUUGAGGAACUUCAAGCUACUGAUAAAAAGAGAGUUCUGGAAGAGAAUCAAGAACAUUAUCAUAUAGUUCAAAAGUUUCUUAUCCUGGGAGACAUCGAUGGUUUGAUGGAUGAGUUUAGCAAAUGGCUUUCCAAAAGCAGAAACAAUCUACCUGGACACCUCCUUCGCUUUAUGACUCACCUUAUUUUGUUUUUCCGUACCCUGGGACUACAGACCAAGGAAGAAGUUUCUAUUGAAGUUUUAAAGACAUACAUACAGCUUUUAAUAAGAGAGAAACAUACAAAUCUUAUAGCAUUUUAUACCUGUCAUUUGCCUCAAGACCUAGCUGUUGCCCAGUAUGCAUUAUUUUUGGAAAGUGUUACGGAAUUUGAACAGCGCCACCGUUGCCUGGAGUUGGCUAAAGAAGCAGAUUUGGAUGUUGCAACAAUAACAAAAACUGUAGUUGAGAAUAUUCGAAAGAAAGAUAAUGGUGAAUUUAGUCAUCAUGACCUGGCCCCAGCCCUAGAUACUGGCACUACUGAGGAGGAUCGUUUAAAAAUUGAUGUAAUUGACUGGUUGGUAUUUGACCCAGCGCAGAGGGCAGAAGCACUGAAACAAGGCAAUGCAAUUAUGAGAAAAUUCUUGGCAUCAAAAAAGCAUGAAGCUGCAAAAGAAGUAUUUGUGAAAAUUCCUCAGGAUUCUAUAGCAGAAAUCUAUAAUCAGUGGGAGGAACAAGGAAUGGAAAGUCCACUUCCUGCUGAAGAUGAUAAUGCUAUCCGAGAACAUUUGUGCAUCAGAGCUUAUUUGGAAGCCCAUGAAACCUUUAAUGAGUGGUUUAAGCAUAUGAAUUCAGUUCCACAGAAACCUACUUUGAUACCUCAACCAACUUUUACUGAGAAAGUGGCUCAUGAACACAAAGAAAAGAAAUAUGAAAUGGAUUUUGGUAUUUGGAAAGGGCAUUUGGAUGCCCUAACUGCUGAUGUGAAGGAGAAAAUGUAUAACGUCUUGUUGUUUGUUGAUGGAGGGUGGAUGGUGGAUGUUAGAGAGGAUGCUGAAGAAGACCAUGAAAGAACACAUCAAAUGGUUUUACUGAGAAAACUUUGUCUGCCGAUGUUGUGUUUUCUGCUUCAUACAAUAUUGCACAGUACUGGUCAGUAUCAGGAAUGCCUACAGUUAGCAGAUAUGGUAUCCUCUGAGCGCCACAAACUGUACCUGGUAUUUUCUAAGGAAGAGCUAAGGAAGUUGCUGCAGAAGCUAAGAGAGUCCUCUCUAAUGCUCCUAGACCAGGGACUUGACCCAUUAGGGUACGAAAUUCAGUUAUAGUUUAAUCUUUGUAAUCUCACUAAUUUUCAUGAUAAAUUUUUAAUAAAAUAUACAUGUUAUUAGUAAUUUUUUCUUUUGCAUUACCAUGUAAAAUUUAAACAUUUGAAUUUUGUACUUUUCAGAAUAUUAUCGUGACACUUUGAACAUGUAGGUAUAUCAGCGUUUCUCUGUGUGCUUAUUAAUAAAACUAUAUAAAAAAUAAAAUUUUCUGUUUUUA
Nomascus leucogenys (northern white-cheeked gibbon) is the source of this 3117-nucleotide messenger RNA. RefSeq names its product nucleoporin 107 (gene NUP107). Lineage: Eukaryota; Metazoa; Chordata; Mammalia; Primates; Hylobatidae. Gene Ontology annotation, cellular component: nuclear pore; nuclear pore outer ring. Gene Ontology annotation, biological process: regulation of DNA-templated transcription; post-transcriptional tethering of RNA polymerase II gene DNA at nuclear periphery; mRNA export from nucleus. Gene Ontology annotation, molecular function: structural constituent of nuclear pore. The transcript has 28 exons. Bases 210 to 2900 code for a protein of 896 amino acids. The record is from RefSeq and is a predicted model, not a curated record.